Closterium sp. Yama58-4 is the source of this 6435-nucleotide messenger RNA. Lineage: Eukaryota; Viridiplantae; Streptophyta; Zygnematophyceae; Desmidiales; Closteriaceae. The record is from the annotation of a GenBank genome assembly.
AUGGUAACGGCGGAGGACGCAGAGGGUAUAGCUUCGGCGGAGAAGUCCGCCUGCGCGGGCGGAGGGACAUCGGCGGAAGGCGAGAGGAGCGGCGGAGCCUCCCCUGGCAGGACGCGGCUUCUGGUGACGGGGUCGAUAGCGGUGUCGCUGCUGCUGUGGUUGCCUGUCUGGUGGUACACCACACGCGUGUAUCGUGCGCCGUUGCCAUUCGCUGACAUCAGCAGCUUCGCGGAUGACGUCACCACGCACCCCAUAUCCCUGCCCAUCCACGUGGACGUAAUCUUCCUGCUCAAAUCUCCGCCGUCCAGUCAACAGACGGAGCAGCAGCAGAAGCAGCAGCAGCAAGAAUCGUCUUCCCGUCUAUUCCCCACGUCCCAACUACAGGACGCAGCCAAGACGUCUCUCUCUGCCCUCUGCUCCCCUCACGCACCCGCCCACGGCCAUAGCCUCAGUUCACCCAACGACGCUGCACUGUGUGGUAGCAAGCAGGCAAGGUCUGUUAGGCUGUGGGCUGUCCGGGCCGCUGCCUGCCAAUCAGCUCUCGCCACGUCACCAGCAGCAGCUGAACCGCCAGCAGAAUUGCCAGGGGAAGGCUGGCCUUGCCAUAUAGACUGGGCACAGGUGUUGGAUGCGGAAACACAGCUCAGCGAAUCGGAGUUUGACACGUGGCUGGAUGGACGAAUCCAGAGCGCGUUUUCGCGCUCUAAUCUUUCAAAAUCCGCAUCUCCUUCCGACAAUCCCCCAUGGGACCCUGUGGUGCUCUACUUUGCCCCAAUGGCAGCAGCAGCGAGGUGGAACGAGCGUGCGGGGGUGCAUGAGGUGCAGGCGUCUGACCUGCCCUUCGUGCUCAAUGCCGACACAUGGCAUCUGCAUGCAUCGCUGCCGCUCAUGGCCCAUGGCCGGUCCAAGCUGCUGCAUGUUGUUGUCUACAUUCCUUCUCUCGCCACCUGUCCCCUCACCAUAGCCACACACGCGCCCACACUUGGCAGCAACAGCAACAACAACGGCCACCGUCAGGAGCCGUCAGCAGUGCCUCCUUCAGGGUUCAUUUCCCCUGGUUGGGGCUCUGUGAUCCUCUUUAACCCCCUCAACUGCUCCGCCCCUUCCUCCUCCUCGUCCUCCUCCUCCUCUGACGCACCAUCAUAUGCCUCACCUCACGUCCUCUCGCCCUCUGCCUUCACCCCUGUCCUCGCCGUCGCGAUAGCCCAACUGAGGUCGCUCUUUGGUCUCUCUGCCACUCCACCUGCACUCUGCCCCACUUCGCCUGCUUCCCCGCGCGCUGACAGCAGCAGCAGCAGCAGCAGGGGAAGCAGUAAGGGAAGUAAAGGAGCAGUGGGCGCACGCAGUUUAUCAGCAGGGCUGAGGGGAGUGGCGGAGUGGGAGGUAGACUCUCUCCUGCGGCAACGCCUCCCGGCAGAUGAAGCAACCAUUGCGGCAUCUCUAUCGUCCGUUGCCGCCCUCGUGCAAUCACUGCCGUCCAUGGUUGUGCGCGAUGACAUCAGCGAGUUUGUCUACUCUGCUCUGUCCUCUGCACGAGCAGCAAGGGAGGCAGCUAGAGAGGGGAGGUAUGAUGAAGCGCAGGCAGCACUGAGGAGGGCGAAGCUGGCAGCGGAUGCUGCUCUAUUCCACCCAAGCAUGGAGGCUGGAAUCUUCUACCCGCUUGAGCAUCACCUUGCAAUUUACUCUCCCCUAUUUUUCCCUGUGGGCAUACACGCAGCAGUAGCCUUCAUUCGCGAAAUGCGGCGCUUUCUACAACGCAGGCGGAUGGAAGACGAUUGGGACCUCGAGGUGCAUCACGGUUUAGUGCCGACGUCCUCGCACUCCCGGUUCCUGCCGGUGCCAUUCGCUCAGCCGCGCCAAUCAGACGCCGAAAGUCCAAAGGAAAUCGACCAGCGCUGGCUGCGCGAGCGAGAAACUGAGGACGGUGGAGAUGCAGGGACUGAGCGGUUCGGAGCAAUCGAAGGGAUGGGAGGUUUCGGAGGGAUUGCGGCGAGUGGAGUCGCAGUCGAUCCGCACGGCUGGCUGCGGGCAGCGGCUUGCGACUCAAGGCCGCGCAACGGUCGGGAUGUGGACGGCCUGGAUUGCCGCCUGAGACUGGCACGUUCAAAUAAGAAAAACGCGGAUUUCGCGGAAACAGACGUUAUCCGGCAGCUCCGGCCCGUCCGCUGCGCGCCGAGCAGCAGACUAGAGCGGAGCAGACUGCGCGGUUCCAGUGGCUGGUGUAACGGCGCGAUGACCUUGUUGCCGCUGCCGUCGUGGUCCGCCGUGCGGCUCCUGCUGCUCCUCUUACCGUUGGCGCUGGGCCCCUUGGGGUUUUGCGCGCACACCGUGCGCGCUGCUGCUCCCGCUCUUCCAGGACAGGGAGUUGCUGGAGAUGGAUCAUUCGAAUCAUUUCCUCACCCUGCCUACCUCACUCCCUCACCCUGCUUAACCAACCCCUUUCCUCAUAUCCGCGUGUCUCGCGGCGCCCUUUCCGCUCCCCCACCAGCGUCGCAGCUGGCGCAAAUGAAGGAGAUCUUCGACCACGAUGGUCGCUUGCAGUCGUGGGACGCCCAACGAGACUGCUCCACGUGGCAGUUCGUGGCGUGCAACGCGCAGGGCCACGUGAUCGCGAUCUCGCUGCGGGACUUCAAGGCGAACGUGACGGCGCUACCCGACGGCCUCUCGUCGCUGCAAUACCUCACCUACCUCAAUCUGGCGAACAACUACUUCCGCGGCUCCUUCCCGUCUGUGCUCACGCUCCUCACCAACCUGCAGAUGCUCGAUCUGAGCGCGGCGCCGCUAGGGUUCGGCGCGUGGGGCGUGACGGGGUCGCUCCCCGACGGCAUCUCCGCGCUCUCGCGCCUCACCGCGCUGUCGCUCGCGUACAACCGCCUGUCAGGGCCCCUGCCCAACGCCAUCGCGUCGCUUGUCAACCUGCGCAGCCUCAAUCUGUCGUUCAACUACUUGUCCGGCUCCCUGCCAGCUGCGCUAGGCGACCUUCCCGUGCUUGAAGACCUUGAUCUGACGAGCAACGACUUCUCAGGACCCAUCCCCAACUCCUUCUCCGGCCUCCAGACCCUCCAGACCCUGGCGCUGAGUUCCAAUGGCUUCUCGGGUCCGCUGCCCAAUGUGCUCACCAUCGCCACCAACCUGCAGUCGCUGUCGUUGAGUUUCAACGCGUUUGAGGGUUCCAUUCCCCGCGGCAUCACUCUGCUCUCCACCCUCCGAGUGCUGGAGCUGGCAAACGCGAAUAUCUCUGGGGACUUCCCCUCCAUGGAUCGAUGGACCAACCUCGUCGCCCUGGAUCUAUCUUUCGCGAGUGGGCUCCGCUCGGUGCCGCUUUCCCUGGGCUUCCUAACCAACCUCACCAGGCUGACCAUAGAGCGCAGUGGGCUCACAGACACGCUCCCCACGCAGCUAUGCGGCCUCUGGCAGCUGCGCCAACUGUCCCUGGCACACAACGCCAUCUCGGGGGUUCUUCCAGACUGCAUGGGCAACCUGCAGGCUCUGGAAUCACUCCUCCCCACCACCAUCGGCAACCUCCGACAAAUCACCGCCAUCAAUCUGGCAUUCAACUCGUUUGAGGGCCCGCUGCCUACGAGUCUGCAAGCGCUCUCAUUCCUGCAGCACCUGUCGUUGAGUCACAACGCGUUGACAGGGCCGCUGCUGCCGGGGCUCGCUGCAAUCACAGGGCUUACGGCACUGGAGAUGAGUGACAACGCCUUCAAUGGCUCCCUCCCACUCGAGUUCGCCUCACUCUCGUCGCUCUCCAUCCUCUCACUAGCACGAUCAGGCAUAGCAGGAGCGCUCCCGCACCGAUUCAACUACUCCACGCUCCUCCUCCUGGAUCUGAGUGGCAACCGUCUAAGAGGAGAGCUGCCUCGGGGAUUCUUCCCUGCCCUUAGCCUCCUCAAUCUGGGCUCCAACCGGCUAAAGGACGACGUGGAUUCCUUCUUUGCUCGCGCACACACCCCGCAGCUACAAUCCCUGCUGAUGGGCAACAACACGCUAUCAGGCUCUCUCCCGGACUUCACAUCAGUGUCGCCAGCGCUGUACCUGGCAGCGUUCAACGGCAACGCCAUCAUGCACACGCCCAAGCAGCUGCUCUCCAACUCCUCCCUGCGCCUCAUCCUAGCAGACAACCCGGUGUGCCAGGACCCAUCGCCAGCCUCCCUAGCAGCAUGCUCCCCGCCCUCGCAAGACCAGCUCUCAUGGACCGGCAUCCCCGUGCCUGCCUGCAUCAACACCACGUGCCAGUCCGACGCCCUAGCACCCUCACCACCUGUGUAUGCGGCGCGGGCCGUGUGUGUGUGCGUGCCGGUGGCUGCUCUGGAUCUGCUGCUGCUUGUUCCGCCGGUGGCCGCGUUCAAUGGUGCAGUGGCGGGACGUCUGCAGGCUGCGCUUGCCGACGCUGUUUCCAUGCCUCGGGAACAGCUGCGCAUGCACGAGGCAGAGGCAGUGGCGCCAUCGCAGCAGAGGGUGCGCGUGCACGUGUACCCGCCUGCGCUCUCUGACCCCGACGCUGCUCUCGCACAGCUCAAGGCCUCGCUGCGCCUGCUGCGCGCUGCUCUGCCCAUGCGCCUCGACUUCUUCGGGCCUGUGCAGGAGAUGGUGGAGGACCCGCGAGUAGUGAGCCCGCUUGCAGCGGCCAACGCAUCCGCAUCUGCCAACUCCAGCACCGCCCCCUCAGACGAGUCCGCGGUGAGUUCUGCCAUGGUGUGGAUCAUCGUCGCUGUAGUCGUGGGGGUCCUGCUCCUCACCUCGCUGCUGCUCCUGCUCUUCCUCCGCCGCCGCUCACUGGCAGCCUGCAACGAGUGCGACGACACCAAGGCCUUUGCUGCGGGAUCUGCCUCCUCCUCCGCCCUGCACUCCGCCCGCACGUCCGGCCCUCUGCCCCCCCCGCCUGCCACCGCCCCCGCUGGUGGCGCUGCAGCGCGGGGAGCGGCAGGAACAACAGCAGCAGGAGGAAUAGGAGGAGGAGGAGUGGGGCAAGGGGAGGGGAAUGGAGGGUUAUCGUUAGUGGAGAGUGUACGGCAGCAGCUGGUGCGGCCAAUGUCUCUAGCAGAGCUGACGGAAGCCACGCAGGGGUUUGCGGAGGAGAGGGAGCUGGGGUCGGGGGCGUAUGGCACGGUGUACAGGGGGGAGGGCGCGGACGGGCAGCAGUGGGCCGUGAAACGCAGCAAGCUCGUGUCCAGGGAUACGAUGCAGGUGUUCCGGAAAGAGGUGAGUGUGAUAUCGCAGAUGAGUCACCGGCAUCUGGUGAAGCUGCUGGGGUACUGUGACACGGACAGGGAGCACAUCCUCGUCUACGAGUUCGUCCCCAACGGCACCCUCGCACAGCACCUCCGCCCCAAACCGGGCGAGCGGUGGGCGGCGCUGUCGUUUGAGCAGCGGGUGGACAUAGCGCUGGGCACGGCACAGGCGCUGCAGUACCUGCACUCCUUCGGCACACCCGCCAUCAUCCACCGCGACGUCAAGAGCGAUAACAUCCUGCUCACGGACACCAUGCAGGCGAAGGUAUCGGACUUUGGGCUGCUCAAGGACAUGGACGAUGCGGAUGCGGCGACGAGCAAGGUGGCGGGCACACCGGGCUACCUGGACCCUGAGUACUACCGCACCUUCAAAGUCACCACCAAGAGCGACGUCUUCAGCUUUGGAGUGGUGCUACUGGAGCUGGUCACGGGGCUGCCACCCACCUUCCCCAACCCCAACAAGGAGACUGAGGGCAUGAUCUCGCUCGCUGAAUGGGCCCUGGCGCGGCUGGGCCCAGACCAUCUAGAAGCACGAUUAGACAAGGUGGCGGACGUGCGCAUGGAGGGGCAGUACGUGCGGUCAGCGCUGCGGCAGAUGGUGGAGCUGGCGACGCACUGCGUGCGGCUGCUGGGCAAGAACCGCCCCGACAUGCACGAGGUCGUGUGGCGCCUGCAGGAGGUGCAGCAGGACAUGGCGCUCGCUAGAGGCCAAGCCGCGCCGCCCCGCAGCCGCAGCGACAUGGAUGCGGAAGAGGCGAUGGCGUAUGGGUCGUUUCCCACGUCGUGGAUUGGGGUGGGGUCACGCUCGCAUGUGGAGGUGGGCGGGGGAGGAGGAGCAGCGGGGAGUGGGGUUGCUAAGGGGGUGAGGGAGCAGCGGGAGAUGGGGGAGUGGGGCAGCGGCAGGGUGUCUUCUGUGCGGAACCCGGAGCUGUUUGUGAAGCUCGGGGGUGCUGGGGGUUCUGGGGUCGGUGGGAGCGGUGUGGAGGGACAAGUAGCAGUGGACAGCAGGGGUGGGAGUAGGCAGGGGAGUGGGGUGACGGGGUCGGGUGGAGGGAGGGGAGUGAGCAGCAGUGGCAGUGGCAGUGGCAGUGGAGUGAUGAUGGACAUGCGGUCAUCUUCCUCUGCUUCCAUGUACAUGCCUGUACCCACAGAUGCAGCCGUGCCAAGCACUAGGGGUCCUGCCAGGCCAUGGGGUGCAUAA